Soboliphyme baturini is the source of this 405-nucleotide messenger RNA. The record is from the annotation of a GenBank genome assembly. NCBI's taxonomy places the organism in Eukaryota, Metazoa, Nematoda, Enoplea, Dioctophymatida, Soboliphymatidae.
GUAAAGACGAUUUUAGGCUCACUCGUCAUUCAACGCAGUUCUGAGGAAGACGAGGGCAAGUACGAAUGCGUGGCACGCAACGACAAGGGAGUGGUGCACUCGCGGUCCGCCCACUUGUACGUGAAAGUGCGUCGUGUGCCACCCAACUUCUCGAUCCCUCCGCAUCGCAAGUAUCCGGUGAUGCCAGGUGGUAGUGUGAACUUGACCUGCGUCGCGUUCGGCCACCCGAUGCCGCGCGUCUUCUGGCGAAAGGGUGCCCACAACCUCGAGGACCCGGCACAGUCUCCGUACGGCCGCAACGUGCUGAUGCUACAGGACGUCGAGAACACCGAAAACUAUACGUGCGUCGCCUUCUCCAACCUGGGCAACAUCGAGGCGGUGACGACCGUCGAAGUAAAGUGUUAG